Molecule: messenger RNA, 342 nt
Organism: Thelazia callipaeda (thelaziosis nematode)
Lineage: Eukaryota; Metazoa; Nematoda; Chromadorea; Rhabditida; Thelaziidae
Source: the annotation of a GenBank genome assembly
AUGGAUGCAGACGUGUUUCAGCAACCUCUUUCUGCUGACUCUCUGCAACAAAUUCUAGCCUUCUUGAAGAAAAACGGCUUAACGGAAUCUGAAGAAGCUUUAUCGAAAGAAGCUGCAGCUGUUCUGAAUCUUUCGAAAGACGGUGUUGAUAGUGAUGGAAGCAAUGAUGUUAUCAGACGUGAAUUUGUGGCGCUUUUGAAGCAUAUUGAUUCUUCCUUUGAUAAUUUUCGAGCAGAGCUUUCUGCGUUGUUAUUUCCUAUAUUUGCUCAUCUUUAUAUCCAACUUAUAGCUGAAGGGCAUUGUCUUCAAGGUUUGCAUCCCUUUUUCUGGUAUAUAUGUUAA